AUGGAGGAACAACAGGGCCCCCAACACCGUGGCUACAGCAAUACCACAAUGCCUCUCUCAGAAACAGACGACUGCAAAUUAACUGAUUUCAUGGGAAAGAAGGGAGAGAAAGCCCAUGAGGAGGUACCUGUGGUCCAUCUUGAGAUGGUAGACAAGCGCAAGGAAACAGACCUCAAUGAAGCUAAAUAUGCGUUCAUUUUCUUUCCUGAAAUCUCAAGUAACAUGUUACCAGUGGUUGAGAUAAGCAAUUCAACUACUGAUGAAUAUUUGACUUCUUCUGAUGAGGAAGUGGAAGAAGAUGGUGAAACGAAAAAGAGGAAGAAGAAGGGCCUAAAAGACAAGAUCAAAGAAAAAAUAUCACGCACGACGGAAGAGGAUUGCACCAAUCCGAAGGAUACAUUUAUUGCCAUGGAGGAAGGCUAUACAGAGGAAGAAAAUGGAGAAACAACCAACUCAGAAGAGAACAAAAGGAUUUCUGGAGAAGAUCAAAGAAAAGCUUUCCCCCCAGCACAAGAAGACUGA
Messenger RNA from Coffea arabica (coffee), 522 nucleotides. The record is from RefSeq and is a predicted model, not a curated record. Lineage: Eukaryota; Viridiplantae; Streptophyta; Magnoliopsida; Gentianales; Rubiaceae.